This is a messenger RNA of Metarhizium brunneum ARSEF 3297, 798 nucleotides long. RefSeq lists its product as uncharacterized. The record is from RefSeq and is a predicted model, not a curated record. NCBI's taxonomy places the organism in Eukaryota, Fungi, Ascomycota, Sordariomycetes, Hypocreales, Clavicipitaceae.
AUGCAUCACCACCGCAGAAAGUCUGGCCAUGCCCAUAAUACCUCCAUGACUGACGUCCGAAAGUCUGUGACCGCUACUGAUCCAACGUCCAAACACAAGAGACCCGGCAUGACGAGACGUCAUACUCCUGUGAAUGCCCAGAAAUUAGGCCGUAGCCAUCGUGAGCGAGAACGGGAACACCAAGACGCCUGGGAGGAUGAACGCGAAAGCUUUCCGCAAUACUGCAUGACUUGUGAAAAGCAAUUCGUACCUCACGACGAAAGACAUCUCUAUUGCUCGGAAACCUGCCGACGUGUGGAUCAACAAAACUCGUCUUCACACUCGUCGCAGAUACGUGCGUAUUCUGUCAGCAGCAAUCCCUCGUAUUAUUCCCCAGGAAACCAAGAACCAAGGGACAUCAUACCGCGGGCUUCACCAUCGCGGCCAAAUUCGAUGCACUUCAGCCAGUCGCCGCCGGCAUCGCCAGGGACGAUUCCAGCCUCUCAUCACAUCUCCGCCCUCUCUGCGCUGCGAUCUCUCAACAUUGGACCUCCUAGCCCUCCCUCUCCCACAGGGAGCAACGGCGGCAGCCUUUGGCCGUUUAGCCGAAGUGUUGCAACGAGUCCUGCAAGUUCUUAUCGACGCCCUUCUGGCCCAUAUCUAUCCUCGACAUAUGACACGGGUCACCACUAUGCCCCCGGUGCGUACACGUACGACUCGGGCUCACACGGCUUGGACAGGCCUCUUCCAACCCGGCAUCCUGGAGCGUACUCUCGGCCUAAGAGUAUCGAAUUGGUGACUCCGGUUCUAGGUCGGUAA